CACCCCUACAGGCUGUGACAUCAAGAUCAAGACCGAACCAAAACAACAACACUGGCCGUGCCUCAAGGGUUCCUUUAGCCGCCCUGUGCUGUGUAACUCGAGGCAAACCAAGAUCUCGACGUCCUUAGGUAGUCCCUCCGGCCAAGUGCCAGCAUUAUAAGGAAGAGUUGCUAUUUUCCUUAUCCUGCUAGUGUCGCUGUCAUCAAGAGGCACAGCAGUCGGUUUGUGUGGUGGCACCGUUGACCAUGUCAGGCUUCAGUGGAGUGUUGAAACUCACAGAUCUUGAUGACUUCAUUGCUCCAUCACAGGAAUGCAUCAAGCCAGUCAAGGUUGAACAGAAGUCAGGCCGAGGCGUAAUUCGAAUAGAGGAUGAUGGAGGAGCAGAGGCUAUGGCAGCGCCGCCUAAAUAUGAAAAGGCAAAAAUAACACUGAAUGACUGCCUGGCAUGUAGUGGGUGCAUCACAUCAGCUGAGGUGGUCUUAGUGAAUCAGCAGAGUCAUGAUGAGUUGUACAGAGUUCUUGGUGAUAAUGCCAAUAAAGAAGAGUCAGAAAAGUUAACUGUGAUAAUGUCUAUGUCGCCGCAAGCAGUCCUCUCCAUUGCUGCCAGACACUCCCUUGGUGCUGAUGAAUGUGCACAAAAAUUAGCAAGUUAUUUCAAGAGGUUAGGAAUCCACUUUGUCUUUGAUACAAACUUUGCUCGCAGCAUAAGCCUACUUGAGGCUGAAAAAGAAUUUUUAAGAAGAUAUGAAGAAAAAGAUUCCAACCCUAAGGCUCUACCUAUGCUUGCUUCUGCCUGUCCAGGCUGGGUUUGUUAUGCUGAGAAAACUCAUGGUUCUUACAUCUUGCCUUACAUCAGUACUGUCAGGAGUCCUCAGCAGGUGAUGGGAGGUCUUGUCAAGGACUUGUGGGCUACACAGAAGGGCAUUUCUCCUGAUAAGAUAUACCAUGUGACUGUGAUGCCAUGCUUUGAUAAAAAGUUGGAAGCUUCUCGGGAUGACUUUUAUAAUGAAGUUUUCUCAACUCGUGAAGUGGAUUGUGUCAUAACUUCAGUGGAGGUUGAACAAAUGCUUCUCAAUGAUGAAGUUGAACUUGCUUCCCUGGACUUGACUCCUCUUGAUAGUGAUCUCAGCUCUGGCCCACACCUGACCUCUCACCCUGGGUCAUCAUCAGGGGGAUAUGCUCACAAUAUCUUUGUCAGAGCAGCAAAGGAGCUGUUCAAUCAAGACAUUGAUGAGCUACAGUGGAAAGUGUUAAGAAACAAUGAUUUCCGUGAGGUGACCCUUGAAGUGAAUGGUGAGACAGUGCUUCGCUUUGCUCUUGCCUACGGCUUUCGCAACAUUCAAAAUCUUGUACAGAAGCUCAAGAGAGGAAAGAGUCCCUACCAUUAUGUUGAAGUUAUGGCAUGUCCUUCAGGGUGCUUGAAUGGUGGUGCACAGAUCCGCCCAGAGAGUGGAACAUCAGCCAAAGAAUUAGUGGCAGAGCUGGAGGAGAUGUAUGGUUGCCUCCCUUCAUCUAAGCCUCAGGAUGAUCCACGGGUGAUGUCAUGCUACUCAGAGUGGCUUGGGGGCCAGGACUCCCAGAAGGCCCAGCAGAUGUUACAUAGUAAGUACAAGGCAGUAGAGAAGAAUGUAAAUGCUCUUGGAAUUAAGUGGUAAUUGUUUUCUUCAUUAGUUAGUCACAGAAAUCAGGUGAAGAAUAUCAGGGAUCUAAGAUAAGUAGUGAAUUCUUAUCAUAUGUUGCUUGUGCUCCUUGUCUACUCUAUGGCUCUGAGGAAUGGACACUAAAUAAUGACUUGAAGAGCAGAGUUGAUGUCUUUUGAUCAACAGUGUCUAUGCAGAAUCAUGGGAUAUUGCUGGAAUGACUGUCAUACUGGUGAUUAUUCCAUGAGACUGAACGUGCAUAGUCUGUGAAUGCCAAAUCCUGGCUAUAUGGGCAUGUGGCACGCUACCCAGAAGUCACCCUUGCUCACUGGGAUAUUUCUAUGAGUAACAAUCAAGAGCAGAGGAGGCCAAGGGGAUGCCCACAAUGUUUGCAGCUAGAGCAUUAGGUGAUGGGAAGGGGGCUUAUGUAGAGACUUUCCUGGAGGGACCACAGGGUUGAUGUCAUGUGGUCAGUGAGGUGAUGUGCUCCCCCAGCAUAUAUCCUUAUUGCUUGACUGACUGAUCUGUACCCAAUAAAGUAAUGGUAUGGCUGAGUGAAGCAAGCACGUCAGAUGAAGUAUUUUGUAUUUUCUUUUGACCAUCAUCUCUACAUCCUUAAACUUUGAGAAUAGCAGGCAUUUGUCACAUACUAUGAAACAUAUCAUUGGAAGCCCCUCCCUCAUGAUUCAUUUAAGUACUGAUUUACUCAAUAUAUUUUCCAGUACAAAGUGUGUAAUAUUUAAAUCACAACAGUUAAAGCUAUAACUAAGGAAUACCACACCUAUGGAUUAUUGAAACAAGUGAUCAAUUUAAGACACAUCAUUAAUUUGUUCUUUAUGUAUAUAUUCUGCAUACAAAGAAAGAGUUUGUGGGAUGAGCAGGAGGGGCACUAUGUUGGCUGCUCUCAGUUAAUGCAUUCUGACUUUUCUGGUUCUUUAUUUAGUUAUGGAACGGUGUCUUUCAUACUUUUUUUUAACGUAGAGAAAUAUUGGAAUCCUCAUUACAAGAUUUUUCUUAAGAUUUUCUGUUCAAAACCAAGGUGUGUUUGAAACGAAAGAAAGUCAGUUUUGCAUCACUCUCCUUUGCCAUACCAACCCAUCUGUUUCUUCUCCUUCACCCACCCAUCUUCCUUUUCUAUAUAAUGUCUGACUUUCAUAUUUCCCUUGUUCCCUUUGUUGUCCUCCCUCCAUGAAGCCCUUUAGUACAGACAGAUUAGAGCAAGCUUGUAAACUGCUGUGUAAAUAUUGUGAGUGAGUAAACACAAAGUAUUGGUUACUACUUGUUUUUUGGAUUGUGCUUGUAAUUUUAAAAGAUUUAUAGAAAUUACUUUUAUUUUACAAAACAAAGAAAUAUAUUGAGUUAUAUUGAAA
Molecule: messenger RNA, 3010 nt
Organism: Eriocheir sinensis (Chinese mitten crab)
Lineage: Eukaryota; Metazoa; Arthropoda; Malacostraca; Decapoda; Varunidae
Product: cytosolic Fe-S cluster assembly factor narfl-like
Exons: 11
Coding region: 246-1655 (469 amino acids)
Biological process (GO): iron-sulfur cluster assembly
Cellular component (GO): cytosolic [4Fe-4S] assembly targeting complex
Molecular function (GO): 4 iron, 4 sulfur cluster binding
Source: RefSeq, a predicted model, not a curated record